This is a messenger RNA of Ornithorhynchus anatinus (platypus), 6169 nucleotides long. RefSeq names its product solute carrier family 36 member 4 (gene SLC36A4). NCBI's taxonomy places the organism in Eukaryota, Metazoa, Chordata, Mammalia, Monotremata, Ornithorhynchidae. Gene Ontology annotation, molecular function: L-proline transmembrane transporter activity; L-alanine transmembrane transporter activity. Gene Ontology annotation, cellular component: vacuolar membrane. The coding region runs from base 52 to 1557 and encodes 501 amino acids. The transcript is spliced from 11 exons. Gene Ontology annotation, biological process: amino acid transmembrane transport; L-alanine transport. The record is from RefSeq and is a predicted model, not a curated record.
CCGCCCGGCCCUGAUUUCCACCGCGGCGGAAGCGCUGGAGCCCCGGGAGAGAUGGAAACGGCGGCGCCGGCGGCGGCGAUGGCGGGAGAAGAGCUAGAUAUGGACGUGAUGAAACCUCUAAUCGAAGAGCAAAACUCUGAUGGUGCUUCAGAUGAAGAGCAGGAACACGAGCUGCUGCCGGUCCAGAAGCAUUACCAACUUGGUGGCCAAGAAGGCAUUUCAUUUGUCCAAACCCUCACCCAUCUCCUCAAAGGAAAUAUCGGGACUGGUCUCCUUGGGCUGCCGCUGGCAAUAAAAAACGCUGGGAUUGUGCUUGGACCAAUCAGUCUUGUGUUUAUAGGGAUUAUAUCGGUUCACUGUAUGCACAUCUUGGUACGUUGCAGUCACUUUCUAUGUCAGAGGUUGAAGAAGCCAACAUUGGGCUACAGUGACACUGUUAGUUUUGCUAUGGAAGUAGGCCCUUGGAGUUGUCUCCAGAAACAGGCCUCAUGGGGAAGGUAUAUCGUUGACUUUUUUCUGGUGAUAACCCAGCUGGGAUUUUGUAGCGUUUAUAUUGUGUUCCUAGCUGAGAAUGUGAAGCAGAUUCAUGAAGGAUUUUUGGAAAGUCGGGUCUUUUUCCUGAACGGUACCAAUGAAGCCGGUGCAUAUGAAAGAAGAAGCGUGGACCUGAGAAUAUACAUGCUCUGCUUUCUUCCAUUUAUGGUUCUUCUGGUCUUCAUUCGUGAUCUGAAGAAUCUGUCUAUGCUCUCGCUCCUUGCCAAUGUUUCCAUGGCCAUCAGCCUUGUAAUCAUUUACCAGUAUAUUGUUAGAGACAUGACAGAUCCCCGAAGCCUUCCAGCAGUUGCUGGUUGGAAGAAAUACCCACUUUUUUUUGGAACCGCCAUAUUUGCUUUUGAAGGGAUAGGAGUGGUUCUGCCCCUGGAAAAUCAAAUGAAAGAAACAAAACGCUUCCCACAAGCAUUGAAUAUUGGCAUGGGGAUUGUGACAACUCUGUAUAUAACACUAGCCACUUUAGGAUAUAUGCGCUUUCAUGAAGAAAUCAAAGGCAGCAUAACUUUAAAUCUGCCUCAAGAUAAAUGGUUGUAUCAAUCAGUUAAAAUUCUGUAUUCCUUUGGGAUUUUUGUGACCUAUUCAAUUCAGUUCUACGUUCCAGCAGAAAUCAUAAUUCCAGCUGUCACAUUCAAAUUCCAGAAGAAAUGGAGGCUAAUCUGUGAAUUUGUGGUGAGGUCAUUCUUAGUCGCCAUUACUUGUGCUGUAGCAAUUCUGAUUCCUCGCUUAGACCUGGUGAUUUCUUUUGUUGGAGCUGUAAGCAGCAGCACCCUGGCCCUGAUCCUACCACCGUUGGUUGAAAUUCUCACAUUUUAUAAGGAAAAUUUAUGUUCGUGGAUCAUCUUCAAAGAUAUCUCUAUAGCAGUCAUUGGAGUUGUUGGCUUUUUAACAGGGACAUAUGUAACUGUUGAAGAGAUUAUUUAUCCUCCCCCCACAUCCCUAAUUAAUACUACACAGAGUCCAUUUUUAGCUUUGAAUACAUCACAUUUGACAUUUGGUGAUAAGUAAAUGGUGGAGCUGCUGACUCAGUUCUGAACAUUGUUAACAUAAGAUCAGAACCAGGAGCACAUGCUGCUCCCCACUUUAAAAGACUUUUUUUCCUUUUUUGUCAUAUUAAUUUAUUGUAGGGGCGAUAUUUCCCUGUGUUUCAGUUGGAACCUAGCACUUAUUUCAAUGCCUUUCCCGUGGCGAACGCUCAACUUUCAGUUUCAGCACUUACUGAGAAGAAAACCCGAAGGAUAGGACAUUUGAUGUGCUUUCUAAAUUCCUCUGCCGUGCUUUAUUCUCAGCUCCAAACCCUUCAAAACAAAGUCUUGUGUCCCUCAUCUCUUAGGUUAGGCUACUAUCCUACUUUGCUAGUCAGUGAACAGGAACAAUUAAAGCUAGUAAAAUGGCUCACCAGCCAUUUCAGUGACUAUUAAAUUGUUGAGGGUGUCGUGUUGUUAUUAGAAAGAGUUAAGUUUUUAACCCAAUUUUUUACCAUUAGUGACUGGAGAGUUAGCUACUUAGCUAUCUUUCCAUUUGGGCACAAGAGGACACUCACUAGUCACGUCCUCCUGGACACAGAGGGAAGAUAAGCAGUAAUAUGGACCUUCUUCAUUCUUCCCAGGACCCACCAGCCAGGGCUAGGCCUGUCUAGCAGGGAGAUUCUCAGCGUUUGGCAGCACAAACUGCUGAGACCGUGAACAGAAUACUCGCUCGAAGGGAAGUGUGAGCUUACCCUCUUACAGCUCCCAGCAGCUGAGCAGACGGACGGCAGCUCCACCUUUCCCUAAAUCAUGCCUCCCUUUUGAGCCGAGUGUCUUACCUGUUCAGGAAGUACAGUGCUCCUUAAGAAGUUUUGGGAAAAAAACAACCCUCCCUACCCAGUGUCAUCAUCAGUAGUGUUUUACUGAGUUCCUGUCGUGGGCCCGAGCACUGUCCUAAGUGCUUGGGAGAGCUAAGUAGAGUAGAUCCCAGACCUCAAAGAUUUUAAAAUCUGACAGUCCUCGCAUGAAAAUCGGGUUAGGGAUUGGAAGGGCUGAUUUGUGCGAUACAAAAUGUUAGGAUUUCCUGAAUUUCAAGACUUUUUCAAAACCGAGAUACUUUUGGCUCACUCGUUGCCAUUGAGUAGAACAGGUAGAACAAAAGUAUUUCUAAGGAGCAUUUCCUCAAAGAAGUCACUUUAAGGAAACUAUAUGAAAUGACAUGACUUUAGACUAAAAUUCCCAGAGCAUUUUAGGCUUCAUCCAAAAAAUUCCUCCCCCUUCACUUUGGCAAGGAAUUUUCAGUUUACAAAAGGGAAGGAAAGAUCCUCAAAAUUCUUAAAGGAAACACAUAGACAAAGUUUAAUCUUUCUAAACAUCAUAGCGUUGCCCUCAGUUUGAAAGGCUCAAAGCUAGAAUUGUUUGCACUUUAUGUCAGAUUGAUUACCCUCUGAAUAUUUGGGGGAAUUUGGCAAAGCAGUCAUCAAAAUCACAAGCUUUGUAUAUAGUUUUUCUUGACAUUUAUAGAAUCUUAACUGUAGGGCCACUUACAUGAUUAGUGGAAUUUUCAAGUAUACACACGUAUUGAAUGUUGUUUUUGUACUUAUUCAUAGGAGAUAGACUUGUCAUUUAUAUUUAUAUUGACAUUACUAUACAAUACUUAGUUUGCUAUGCCUUUUUUGAUAUCAACCCCAUUUUGUUAGAUAUUUCAGUUGUUAAAAGGGAGUCCAAGAGGAUGUAGGAAAACAAUAUCAUUUUAAAGAUACUGAGUUAUAGUAAUUUAUUUUUUGCCAAGAAACUUUCGUAAAGAAUAACUACUGUAAUUUUUAGAAUUUUUUAUUUAAAAAUAUUUAUUGAAUGUCAUAAUUAACCGGAAAACCACUACUAUCCACUUACUUUAAUGUGAGGCAGUGUCACCUAAUUUACCUACCUUCAGGAAAUACUUCAAACCCAUUUUUUAUUGCCAAUCGUAAUCGUUUGUUUAAUAAUUUUUCUGAUGAGGUUCAUUAUACUGUCAAGCAAAUGAUACUUAUUCUGCACUUACUAUGUGCAGAGCACCAUCCUAAGCACGUGAGAGAGUACAAUACAACAGAAUUGGCAGACAUGUUCCCUGCCCCCAACAAGCUUGCAGUGUAGGGGUAAGUAUAAAAUGUAAACCCUGGGCCAUUUUAAAACAACUGCUAUGGCGAUUCACUUUUCCAGUUGAGUAUGGGCCACAAUUAAAUGGCUGCAGCACUUAUCAAGCGCCGUCAAGUCGUUUCCAAUUCAUAGCAACUCUAUGGAUAUAUUUUCUCCAGAACAUCCCGUCUUCUGCCAUAAUCCGCAACCUUGCUAUCAGUUAUCGGGCUGCAGCACAACAAGUGGUUUUUGGCAGCCAGGAUUAUUAUUGAAGAGGAAUUUACUAAUGAUGAGAAUUCCCCACUGGCCAAGAACACUUAAAAGGUUUAAAUGAUGUUCCCUGGCCAGCAUGUAGUGACCCACCAAGCAUCAAAGUGCCUGAGUUGAUACUGUAAAUAAUUAGCAUGAACCUAAUCCUUAAAUAAUUGAAUAAUUUGUGUAUUUAAACUAGGGUAAGUGCUCAAAUUAAAUGAUCUGCCAAAUAUUUUCAGUGAUCUUAUCAUUCCCUUGGUUAAUCACUUAUAAGAGCCAAUGCAUGCAAACCCCAGAGAAACCGGGUGAACUCAGUAUAAUCAAAAACCGUAAAGUACAUUCAUAACUUACCUUGAAGAAGCAAAGUGGAAAACUUUUCAUUCCAAAGUGGUAGAGGUACAGGAAGCCUGUAGUCCCAUUUUCUCUUCAGGCAGUCACCUCUCUUGAUACACCCUUUUUUCCGUACUCAGUAAAUUACCAUCGAUCAGGCUGUGAGAUUGGCUCAGAUUAACUAAAUCGUUUUACAUGUACUUUCAAUGGCUUCCCUAGGGCUUCUGCUUGCUCUUGGCCUUUGGCUAUCAAUUGGAAUACAGAAUUGUACACAACCUUCCCAGGGACAACAAGCAUAUCAGUGCUGAAUGAACACCCUGCUCCUAGAGUCAUUACCCAGUACUAAUACUGAAAAUAAAUUAAAAAGUAGCCAUGGAGAGGGAUUAAAGAGUAAGAAAGAAAUCACAGCCUCUCAGAAAGGCGUUUUUCCUCUUUUAUUUAAGAAUUGUAAGGUACCAAGGUACAGGCUUUUGUUGAUAAAAUGGAAUUUUACAAAAGAAGUCACACGGCAGGAAUGUGAAAACUCUUUUUCUGGGAAAAUUGUAUUCCAUUGGUUCACAGAGAUUCUCUAGAUGGAUAAUUCAAUAGGACUGGUAGAAACCUAGGGUAGUGCUUUCUUUGGCUUCUCUUGCCCAGCUGUUGCUUUGGAUGGAUUGCGGGGAGAACCAGUGUGUUCAUAACCAUCCAAUCCAUUCGCAUUUGUUGUUUUCUGACCACCAUGUAAUGGCUGAAGUAACUUCUGUAUUCCUUCAUGUUGAAGGAUUUGGAUGGGACCAUUUGUGGGAGGGCCCACAAGCUGUCGGGGAACCUUCUCCUUGGUCAGUUGCUGAGGUUUAAUCUACAAUGUCUCAUCCCCCUUGAGAAUUCUGGGUCAUUUUCCAGUGACCCAGCACAUACCAGAAGCUUUCAUAUAUUUCCUGGAACAAAACCCUUUAAUUUAAAAGGUUUGUAAUGUGCUGCUUACUAACCUGCUCAAAGGCCUUAUUAUUAUAACAGUUCAGAUAUUACCUCUUUUUCUUUGUUGUGUUUUAUCUCUUUGUGAAGGACACUCAACCCAACCAAGUUAAUGUCAGGGUGCAUAAUAAGGAAAUUUGGUCUGCAUUCAGAGAGUAAUGGCAUAAAUAAAAAUAGGAAAUCAUAAAAUUCAGGUGAAACAGUAUAGGAGAAAAAUCACAUCCAAUAAAUGAUGGGCAGUUUUAAUCAAGUCCCUUUCAUCCAUAAGAGAAUUGAUAGUCAAAUACUAUUUUUUAGUUCCCUUGAACACGUUCAUUCUCUAAGCUACGGGAGUGUGCAUGGAUUUAUAUUUUAUUUGGAAACAGGCUUUUUGUGUAUGAAUCAUGUUAAAAUGAUGUCACUGGAGUUUUGUUAUAAUAAGAAAUGGGAAAUAUAGUUGUAUCAGCUUAAGGGGGUGUUCUCAAAACUGUAGCUAUGUUAUACUGAGCCCAGUUCUCUCAGCGCUUACUGUUACUUCAUGGAAGCAUGUUGGGCAGUUUAGGAGAACAUCUUAGGGGGCGGUUUUUUCAGAAUUGAAAUAGUAAGGUCCAUGACAGGGAAGUUAUUUGCAAAUGAGGCAUUUGAUUGGAUUACAGAUGUGCCCGGGUGCCCUUAUCAGAAAUAGGUUUUAGCUCUAAUUGGCUUCUAACUGGCUUUUUGGAACCCACUGAAUAAGUCCCCAAAUGGUCCAAAAGAGGUUAUGAUCAUCCCAAAAUGCCUCACUACCAGGGAGUUACUUAGGUCCUGGGAGACUUGGGCUCGUAUUUUACAGAAUCAUAUCGUUCAUCUGUUUUAAUAAUAGACCUUGUCAUUACGGUAAAAACGGAGGCCCUUCUUUUGCAUAAAUGUUUUGACCACCAGUUGUUUUGUGUGUGUGAGUGAGAGAGAGAGAGAAAGAGAAAGUGUAUUACUAGUGUUCUGUAACGUCAAUUUUCUGAAUUUCAAUAAAUAUUACAUCAUUA